This is a messenger RNA of Alternaria atra, 2250 nucleotides long. RefSeq lists its product as uncharacterized. Gene Ontology annotation, molecular function: amino acid transmembrane transporter activity. The record is from RefSeq and is a predicted model, not a curated record. Lineage: Eukaryota; Fungi; Ascomycota; Dothideomycetes; Pleosporales; Pleosporaceae. The coding region runs from base 1 to 2250 and encodes 749 amino acids. The transcript has 2 exons. Gene Ontology annotation, biological process: amino acid transmembrane transport.
AUGUCGGGUGAGCGUUCAUCAUCCACGAAUGCACAGGCGGUGCCAUCGUCGCGAGGUUCUCGUGGAAGUUCCCCGUCGCAAUCUGUUCGUGCAGGCUCUAUCGCGAGACUGGGUUCGCCCGUUCCUUCGCUACCCAACGGUACACCUGCCGUACGCCAGAUACCAACACCUUCCCAGACGGCCAACUCGUCGUCAAUACAAACACCUCUACCUGGACGCACAGAUCCACAGUCGUCGCUGCCCGGCCCAUCCGAGUCGAAUCUCUCUUCGGCGCUGAAAGAGUCACUGGGCAAUUCACCCCCACGAUUCGGCCCACCCCCGAUACGCCCGCUUUCACCCGCCCAAGAGGCGCCUCCCCGUGUCCCACCCAGCGACUACGGUUCCUUUGACGGUCGAGGUCGCUCUCCUGUACCUCACGAAGAUCCUGAGAUCGUGCGCCGACAUUUGGUAGGUCACUAUGCCUCACCGAGCAGGUCAAAUCGUGGGUACAUAGGCGAUGAUGAUGCUCAAUCAACUGGAAAGAAGCCAGAGGAAGAUGAGGAGCAAUUCUCGAGCUUGCAGCUUCAGGGCGGCGACAUCACGCGACAGAUAUACAGGUGGAGUGAGCAGCAACAGGCAGAGGAGCAGGGCAAGUUCCAGCGUAGCAAGAGCUUCCAUGGGUCGUCUCGGCGCAAGCCUGAGGAUGAGGCGCUAGACAUUGACUCCAUCCGACAACCAGGCGGCUUCAGGCGGAACUACCUGCGCAGAGCUGCUGACAGUCCCUCCCCUGGUCCAGGCCCAUCUGGUUAUGGGACAGUCCGUCAGCCACGCCCACCGCCUCAGGUCUUCACGAGCAACUUCCUUGAGUUUUUGACUCUAUACGGCCACUUCGCCGGUGAGUCUCUCGAAGAAGACGACGAGGUGCUGGGCCCGGAUGAAUACUUCUCCUCCGAUGCACUAGAUUCCGGUGCGCAAAGCGAAGACGAAGACCGCGAGUACGGCGAGUCGAGCGCACUGCUGACCCCCGGCAAGCGGAGGAAGCGCAAAGUGAAGAAGACGGGCACUGGCAGCCCUACAGGUGCAGCCAUGCUGCUCCUCAAAUCCUUCGUUGGUACAGGUGUCUUGUUCCUACCCCGAGCCUUCCUCAACGGUGGUAUGGCUUUUUCGAACUUGGUCCUUCUUGGUGUGGCAGGACUCUCCUACGCCUGCUUCGUAUUGCUCGUCUCUACUCGUCUUGUGGUGGAGCACUCGUUCGGUGACAUGGGCUUCCAUCUCUACGGAAACUGGAUGCGCAACAUGAUCAACACCUCUCUUGUAAUAUCGCAAAUAGGCUUCUCGUCCGCCUAUAUCGUCUUCGUCUCUGAGAAUCUGCAAGCGUUCGUCCUUGCAGUGUCCAACUGCAAGACCUUCAUCGACAUCAAGUACAUGAUCAUGAUGCAGAUGGUCAUCUUCUUGCCCUUGUCGCUUUAUCGAAACAUCAACAACAUCCAAAAGCUCGCGUUGGUAGCAGAUCUUUUCAUCCUCAUGGGCCUUGUAUAUCUGUAUUAUUUCGAUCUCUUCACCAUUGUCGAUCAGGGCGGCAUUUCCGAUAUUGUCAACUUCAAUGCUAAGGACUGGACGCUCUUCAUCGGGACCGCCAUCUUCACAUUCGAAGGCAUCGGUCUCAUCAUCCCCAUCCAGACUGGCAUGAAGGACCCGAAGAAGUUCCCCAAGGUCCUGGGAGGUGUCAUGAUCAUCAUUACUGUCAUCUUCCUCAGCGCUGGUGCCCUGUCCUAUGCAGCAUUUGGAUCAAAGACUAAGACUGUCGUCCUUCUCAACAUGCCUCAGGACAACAAAUUCGUCAACGGUGUUCAGUUCAUCUACUCGCUCGCUAUCUUGCUAUCUACUCCGCUGCAGAUUUAUCCUGCGAUCGAGAUUACCAGCCAGCAGUUGUUCAGCAGGACAGGCAAGUACAACCCGUACGUCAAAUGGAAGAAGAACUUCUUCCGCUUCUUCAUAGUCUUGGUGUGCGCCUGUCUCGCCUGGGCUGGUGCGGGUGACCUGGACAAGUUCGUCAGCCUGGUAGGAAGCUUUGCCUGCAUCCCGCUGGUCUUCAUCUAUCCUCCCAUGCUCCAUUACCGGGCUGUCGCACGAACAACGACUGCACGUGUAGUGGACGUGUUACUCUGCAUUAUCGGUGCAGUUGGCAUGGUAUAUACAACAACCCUAACUGUUCAAAGUUGGAUCCACGGCGGUGCUCCCAAAGCUCCAGGCUACUGCGACAGCCGGUAG